Acanthosepion pharaonis is the source of this 1167-nucleotide messenger RNA. The record is from the annotation of a GenBank genome assembly. Lineage: Eukaryota; Metazoa; Mollusca; Cephalopoda; Sepiida; Sepiidae.
AUGCCUUAUCUAUUUUCAACUACUUUUCUUUCUUAUUUUCCUUCACAUUUUAUUUUUUUAUCUUUCCUUUCAUUCAAAUUUCUUUCAUAUCUAUUUCUUCAUAUAAUUAUAUUUCAACUCACCUUUCUUUCUUUUCAAUUUUUCUUACUUUUGAUAAUUUCUACUUUUUUUCUCACUUCUCCUUUUUCACAUUCCCCCCUCUCAUUUAGUAUUUCUAUUUUCUUUCUGACUUCUCACUCUUUGCUUUCCCCUUUCAUCUUUAUUUUUAUUUUCUUCUCUCUUCUCACUUUUCACUUCCCACUCUCUCAUUUAGUAUUUCUAUUUUCUUCUCUCUUCUCAGUUCCCACUCUCUCAUUUAGUAUUUCUAUUUUCUUCUCUCUUCUCACAUUUCCCUUCCCACACUCUCAUUUAUAUUUUUAUUUUCUUCUCUCUUCUCACUUUUCACUUCCCACUCUCUCAUUUAGUAUUUCUAUUUUCUUCUCUCUUCUCACUUCCCACUCUCUCAUUUAUAUUUUUAUUUUCUUCUCUCUUCUCACUUUUCACUUCCCACUCUCUCAUUUAGUAUUUCUAUUUUCUUCUCUCUUCUCACAUUUCCCUUCCCACACUCUCAUUUAUAUUUUUAUUUUCUUCUCUCUUCUCACUUUUCAACUUCCCACUCUCUCAUUUAGUAUUUUUAUUUUCUUCUCUCUUCUCACUUUUCACUUCCCACUCUCUCAUUUAGUAUUUCUAUUUUCUUCUCUCUUCUCACUUCCCACUCUCUCAUUUAGUAUUUCUAUUUUCUUCUCUCUUCUCACAUUUCCCUUCCCACACUCUCAUUUAUAUUUUUAUUUUCUUCUCUCUUCUCACUUCCCACUCUCUCAUUUAGUAUUUCUAUUUUCUUCUCUCUUCUCACUUCCCACUCUCUCAGUUAGUAUUUCUAUUUUCUUCUCUCUUCUCACAUUUCCCUUCCCACACUCUCAUUUAUAUUUUUAUUUUCUUCUCUCUUCUCACUUCCCACUCUCUCAUUUAGUAUUUCUAUUUUCUUCUCUCUUCUCACAUUUCCUUCCCACACUCUCAUUUAGUAUUUCUAUUUUCUUUCUGACUUCUCACUCUUUUGCUUUCCCCUUUCAUCUUGCAUUUUUUUUUUUCAUUCUUUCUUCUCCUUUUCACAUUCCCCACUUCAUUUAG